Closterium sp. Naga37s-1 is the source of this 933-nucleotide messenger RNA. NCBI's taxonomy places the organism in Eukaryota, Viridiplantae, Streptophyta, Zygnematophyceae, Desmidiales, Closteriaceae. The record is from the annotation of a GenBank genome assembly.
AUGGCUCCCGUGGCCAUGACGCGGCUGCUGUUUUUGUCGCGCGACUGCUGUGCCUGUCGCGUGGCUGCUUCUUAUGACGCACUGCUGCUUCUCAUCGGCGCCUGUGACGACCAGCAGUGUGUCGCGCGACUGCUUCUCCUGUCACGCGGCUGCAGUGGCGACUUCACUUGGCGUGCGACUGCUGUCGUUGACGCCGAUCAUCAGCAUGGCAUCUUGGUACGCGACUGCUGCUAUCUUCGCCCGUGGAUCUGUAUCAGAUGUGCGCGGCAGCAGCAGCUGAUGGCGGAUGCAGCAGCUCCCGACGCUCAUCAGCAGCAUCACCCGGCGGUCGGCAGCAUCAUCACCACCCGGCGGGCUGCGGCAGCACACUUCCUUGUGAGAGCUGGUGACGGGCCGCAGCUGCGGCUGGUGAUGCGGCGCCUGGCGGGCGGCAGCAGCACCAGCAGCUCCUGGCAGGCGGCAGCAGCACCAUCGCCCGGCAGCACGGCGGCAGCUCCUUGUGGCGCACGGCGGCAGCUCCUUUUGGCGCCCUGCACUAGCACAUGCCCGGUGACAGCAGUCGGUGAGCAGCGGCGGCAGCACCUGGCCCUCCCCCGAGCAGCUGGCGGCGCACGGCUGCAGCACCACCUGACGGCCUGCAGCAGUACCUGGCGGCAGCAACAGCUCUUGGCGGCAGCAACUGAUGGCUGCAGCGGACGGCGCAUGGCUGCAGCAGGAGCUGUCAGCCGGCACAAUGGUGGCACAUGGAAGCAGCAGCUGGCGACUGGCGAACCGCACCUGACCAUGGCGGCCGCAGCAUUUUCUGCCCGCCUGCAGCAUCACUUGGCCGCUUGCAGCAACAUCUGGCCUGCUGUAGCAGAUGGCGGCAGUAGCAGCACCUGGCCGUCCCCCGAGCACCGCCAGCAGCACUUGGCAGCCUGCAGCAGCACCUGA